Molecule: messenger RNA, 1398 nt
Organism: Betta splendens (Siamese fighting fish)
Lineage: Eukaryota; Metazoa; Chordata; Actinopteri; Anabantiformes; Osphronemidae
Product: alpha-1,6-mannosylglycoprotein 6-beta-N-acetylglucosaminyltransferase A-like
Exons: 5
Coding region: 765-1376 (203 amino acids)
Source: RefSeq, a predicted model, not a curated record
CGUGCGGGUCGACUGGAGCAGCUCUCGAGCCCCGCAAAGCAGGCUAAUGUAGUCACACGCCAAACAGUUUCCGCGGUAGCUUGCGGUUAGCUACGUUAAAGCGAGCCGCGCGAGCAGCUAGCGUCAGCGCUAGCUGAUUUCACAGCCAGUUAGAGGCGUUAAUCGCCGCAGAGAGCAGCGGGUCUCACUGUUAUCACCUGGUAGAUUUAACCAAGUAUAAAAUAAAUAGGUGUGGGCAUUACGUGAAACACUUUGAGGGUAAAGCACGUCGCUGAAAAGAAGGACUGUAUCGUGAACAGGUUGCUCAAGAAAGACGUUCCCACUCCAAGUCACUGGCAGCGGCGCCUGAUUAAUGCGCCUAUUUACAGCUGCGCCUCGUUAAAGGCUAUUGUCUGCGCGCGCGCUGUCAGACGUUAACAGACGUCGUUUGUGCCCGGGGUUCUGCUCGCAUGUGCGGUGUCUGGAGAAGCCGAGCGUCCGUUGCCGCACGGACCUUGCGUCGUGGAGCGUUAUUACGGGAGCCGGGGUCGUAAUACGGUUAUAUAAGUUUGGGCUGACUCUCCUGAUUUUGUGAAGUGAUGCCAAUGGGUCAGAGAAGGAAAUCACGCUGGUGAGACAAACAAGCCACCCUCCACCAUCCAAGGCCAACGCAGCUACACUGACUGAGACAGCCAUGCCCCGUUUGCCUUCCUGAUCCUCCUUCCUCAAAUAUCCCAAACUCAACUUGGAGGCCAGCAGCCUUAACAGCUCCCUGUCCAGUCAGCAUGGCUACACCCUUCCUAUGGAAGCUGUCAUCCCAGAAGCUUGGUUUUUUUCUGGUCAGCUUUGGUUUCAUCUGGGGCAUGAUGCUCUUGCAUUUCACCAUCCAGCAGCGAGCCAGCCACGAGAACAGUGCUGUACUGCGACAACAGAUCCUGGACCUCAGCAAACGGUACAUUAAGGCUCUGGCCGAGGAGAACCAAAGUGUCAUGGAUGGGCCCUAUGUCGGUACCAUGACAGCGUAUGACUUGAAGAAGACCCUCGCGGUGCUGCUGGAUAACAUUAUGCUAAGGCUGGGCAAGCUAGAGUCCAAGGUGGAGAACAUCUACAACAGCACAGGGGGAAACCUGACCAACGGCACUGGAACUGCUACACCGAGCUCCUCAAACUCCGAGAAAGUUAACGUGGCAGAUCUUCUAAAUGGAGCCCAGGAGAAGUGUGAGCUGCCUCCAUUGGAUGGUUUCCCUCACUGCGAAGGCAAGAUCAAGUGGAUGAAGGAGAUGUGGCGCUCUGAUUCCUGCUAUGCCAACUACGGCGUGGAUGGAUCCACCUGUUCCUUCUUCAUCUACCUCAGUGAGGUGAGUACUCAUGAUGUGUGUUUGGUGGUGUGUGGAUGACAUGUGUUUGUAUUUGUGUGCA